UUUUCACAAUGAGUUUGGGAGGGGUAAAAUGCGUGUGUACGUUUUAUUCCGGAUUCAUCGUACAUUUUAAUGUUAUCGGUAUCUACCGAUUACUGCAGUGAAAAUGUGUGCAUUAUCGGUGAUUUAGAUGGUGUUCGUGUACCGUAGUUUAUAUUCGUACUCGUUUGUUUAGUGAUAAUCAUGCAAAAUGGCCAACGAUUUCUGGUCGUGUACUUGUUGUACAGAAGCUCUCACUUGUUGGCUGCGUCUCAAACUCUCACCGGAGGAGAUAGAGCAGAGAUACAGGAGCAAGGAGAUCGAUAGAAUCCUCGAGAAGGACAAGCAGACGCUGCGGCGACAGGUAAAGCUGCUGCUGCUCGGCGCGGGUGAAAGCGGAAAAUCAACAUUCCUGAAACAGAUGAGGAUAAUACACAAAGUAAAGUUCGAGCCGGAACUGGUGCGCGAGUACCAGCAUGUGAUAUAUCAGAACAUCGUGAAGGGUAUCCAGGUGUUGGUGGACGCGCGGGACAAGCUCGCGAUACCGUGGGAGAACCCUCGGAACCUGGACAUCGGGCAGCAGGCGCUGCACUUCAACAGUACGGCGUCGCUGGACAGCCGACUGUUCAUGCACUAUGCGCCCCACAUCCACUCCCUGUGGCUGGACAGGGCCAUAAAGAGGGCGUACGACAGGCGAAGAGAAUUCCAAUUAAGCGACUCCGUGAGCUACUUCUUCGGUGAGCUAGAGCGGAUCGCGCGGCCCGACUACGUCCCCUCCCACCAGGACAUCCUCCACUGUCGGAAGGCGACGAAGGGCAUCACGGAGUGCGUGAUAGACAUCCAGAAUGUGCCGUUCGUGUUCGUCGACGUCGGUGGUCAGCGGACGCAGCGGCAGAAGUGGACGCAGUGCUUCGACAGCGUCACGUCGAUACUGUUCCUCGUUUCGUCGUCGGAGUUCGACCAGGUGCUGUCGGAAGAUAGGAAAACGAAUCGUCUCGAGGAGGCGCUCAACAUCUUCGACACGAUCGUCAACAACGUCAACUUCAAAGGUAUCUCCAUCAUCCUCUUCCUCAACAAGUCGGACCUCCUCGCGAAGAAAGUGGCCAGCAAGGAGACAGACAUCCGCUGGUUCUACCCCCAAUUCACGGGGAAUCCCCACAAUUUGCGAGACGUUCAGCUGUUUCUCCUCAACAUGUUUGCCAACGUCCGUAGAGAGCCAAAGACGACGAUGUACCACCACUUCACGACGGCCAUAGACACGCAGAAUAUAACGGUGGUGUUCAACUCGGUGAAGGACACUAUACUCAACCGGAACUUGGAGUCGCUGAUGCUGCAGUGAUUGUGAUUGUGCGUUGCCCCGGGUGUGCGGAGAUCUUUGUCCAAUGUGCAACGAAAAACUGGUUUUAAGACGUUUUUUGAAGCUUCUUACCAUGAGAGCGUUAAGGUUUUAUGGCAAAGAACUUAGUGUAUUGCCACUAUAGGGGCGCUGUUUUGAUGCCAUACAAACGUUCUCAUGGUGUGAAGUCACAUAUAUCCAUACUUAGCAUUGAUCUGCCUUUGAGUGUACAAUCUAGCCUAUAACUUGGACGGACUGUCAAAUAAACAAAAUGUAACAGAUGCGAGCAAAAGAAAAGGGACAGAAGAUUGCAUAAAAGAUUUGAUAGAUUUUGUAUAUCCAAUAUUCGAUCACAUUUCUUGUCUCUUUCUCUUUUGUUUGCAUUUUUAUCGCCUUCCUCUGUUUAUUUGACGAAUAAUAUCAAACUAUCGUCUAAUUUCCAUCCGAUGCAGAUGACAAAGAUCUUUGACUUACCCUAAUCCGGAUAAAAGACAAAGCGAAGCUCGCCCAGAGCGGGCAAAAGACGGAGGCAUAGUGCACUUGUAUAGUGUAGUUUUUUAUAUAAAUGUAUAUCAGUUUAUUUAUGACCAAAAAUGUAGAUUUUGCACUUGUAAUGUAUUAUUAAACACUUUUUGAUACGUUUACGAGGAUAUUGCUGGGUUUGUAGACUGUAGGAAGUAGGUGCUGUUUAGAAGAUAAAGGCAUAGAGUGAAAAAUAUAAGCUUUCUAGUAGAGAAAUUGGCUUUUAGGUGAUAGGCAGAUGGCGAGCCUGCGCAAUUUGGUUUGGUUAUAUCAAUACUCACGACAGAUCACGACUAAUAGUCCGUGCAAUCCACGAAGACGCGCCUCA
Molecule: messenger RNA, 2162 nt
Organism: Aricia agestis (brown argus)
Lineage: Eukaryota; Metazoa; Arthropoda; Insecta; Lepidoptera; Lycaenidae
Gene: cta
Product: guanine nucleotide-binding protein subunit alpha homolog
Exons: 3
Coding region: 188-1315 (375 amino acids)
Biological process (GO): adenylate cyclase-modulating G protein-coupled receptor signaling pathway; Rho protein signal transduction
Cellular component (GO): heterotrimeric G-protein complex; brush border membrane
Molecular function (GO): guanyl nucleotide binding; G-protein beta/gamma-subunit complex binding; GTPase activity
Source: RefSeq, a predicted model, not a curated record